Molecule: messenger RNA, 11600 nt
Organism: Monodelphis domestica (gray short-tailed opossum)
Lineage: Eukaryota; Metazoa; Chordata; Mammalia; Didelphimorphia; Didelphidae
Source: RefSeq, a predicted model, not a curated record
AGACACAGUUUCGAGUCUGAAGAAGAAGCAGGGUAGAGCCGGAGGGGAAGUGGGGGGAGGGGACAAGGCUGCAGCCUGCUUGGGGACAAUUUGUGAUUAGCCCUUCCCCCACCAGGGCUCUAAACCCAGAGGCCAAGGCAGAACUCCAUUUCCCAGAAUGCCUGGGUGUUGACGUCACGCUAGUCUUGCCACCUCCUCUUCUGGCAGCCCCAAAGCUUGCUGGGAAUGUCAUGUGGGCAGUCUCAGCUCCUGGAAGGUGGACAGUCCUGGUUCUCUGGUCAUUUCUGGGCGCACACAGAGGAAGUCUCCCCCCUCGGGGCUGCCACCCCCUGAAGCACCCCAGGGUGGCCCUGCAGAGAGCCCGAAGCCAGAGGAAUGGCCCCCGGGACCCCGAGGCCCCCCUCCCAGGGGUCAAUAACAUUCCAUGAUGUGGCCGUGGACUUCACUGAGGAGGAGUGGGACCUGUUGGACCAUUCUCAGAAAGAGCUGUACAGGGAGGUCAUGCUGGAGAAUGUGCAGAAUCUACUCUCUAUGGGGCUUCUAGUUCCUGGAGAAAAUUUUAUCCCUUGUUUUCAGCAAGGGGAAGCCCCAUGGCUGCUAGAGCAAAAAGGCCCAAGAAACUCCUGUCCAGAGACAGAGACUAAUUUUGAAGCAAAGGAGAUGUCUACAAAGCAGAGCCUUUUUCUGGAAGGAUCUGGCUUCCAGAGAUGCAUGAAUAAGGGUCCCUGUCAUUUCAUUUUGAGAGAAAUGUGUGACUCUAAUAUCAAGGUAAAUAAAAAUCCAAAGAGUGACUGUGAAUUUGAUGAGACUACAGAGAAAUUCAUACAAUACCCAGGCUUAACUCAGUAUACAAAAUUGAGCUCAGGAAAUGACUGUUGUCAGGAUAGUGAAUACAAAAAAUGCUUUCCUGAAGAAGUAACACUUCUUCAGUUGUAUGAGAAACCUGUGGAAAUGCCCACGUAUCAAGAUAACCUAGGAGGAAUGGGCUUGGACUUGAGUUUAGACCUCAUUAGACAUUCAAAAAUUAAAUGUGUAAAAAUGGUUUCUGUGAGUGAUGAAGGUGGGAGACCUUCCUGUCACAACUCUGAGCUUGCUGCACAUGAGAGAAUCCACACUGGAGAGAGAUCUUAUGAAUGUAAACCGUGUGGAAAGACUUUCACUCAGAAGGGCCAUCUUGCUGCACAUCAGAGAAUCCACACUGGAGAGAAACCUUAUGAAUGUAAACAGUGUGGAAAGGCUUUCACAAGGAGGGGCUCUCUUGCUGCACAUCAGAGAAUCCACACUGGAGAGAAGCCUUAUGAAUGUAAACACUGUGGAAAGGCUUUCACAGAGAGGGGCGCUGUUGCUAGACAUCAGAGAAUCCACACUGGGGAGAAACCAUAUGAAUGUAAACAGUGUGGAAAGGCCUACACACAGAAGGGCCCCCUUGUUAAACAUCAGAGAAUCCACACUGGAGAGAAACCUUAUGAAUGUAAACAGUGUGGAAAGACUUUCACAGAUAGGAGCCAUCUUGCCAGACAUCACAGAAUCCACACUGGAGAGAAACCUUAUGAAUGUAAACUUUGUGGAAAGACUUUCACAGAUAGAGGCAAUUUUGCUAAACAUCAGAGAAUCCACACUGGAGAGAAACCUCAUGAAUGUAAACAGUGUGGAAAGGCUUUCACACUGAGGGGCCAUCUUACUCUACAUCAGAUAAUCCACACUGGACAUAAAUCUUAUAAAUGUAAACAGUGUGGAAAGGCUUUCACACGGAGCAGCUCUGUUACCAGACAUCAGAGAAUCCACACAGGAGAGAAAACUUUAUGAUUGUAAGCAGUGUGGAAAGGCUUUCACAAGGAGAGGGUCUCUUGCUUCACAUCAGAGAAUCCUGACUGGAGAGAAACCUUAUGAAUGUAAACUUUGUGGAAAGACUUUCACAGAUAGAGGCAAUUUUGCUAAAUAUCAGAGAAUCCACAGGAGAGAGAGACCUUAUGAAUGUAAUCUGUAGAAAGGCCUUCACACAGAAGGGCCCUCUUGCUGUACAUCAGAGAAUCCACACUAAAAGGAAACCUUAUGAAUGCAAAUAGAAUAGAAAGGCUUUCAUAGGGAGGAGUAAUCUUGGUAAACAUCAGCAAAUCCAUAAUGGAGAAGAACCUUUUUGUGUGGAGUGAAAAAUUAAUGUCUUAUUCUUAAGAUAACAGUUAUUAGUUUCAAAAUCAGUAAAACUGGCUUCUACCCACAUCCCCAUCAAGCUACCUUCAAGGUAAGAUUAUCCUACUCACACCCUUCUCCCUGUAGGACAAAAGCUUUAUAGCCUGUCAGUGUUUUGACUGUUCUUAGCCCCCAAAGUACCCCAUGAUCAAAUCUUAAGUACCCUUUUGUCUUAGAAGUUCUUCCCAUUGUAUCAAAGGCUUCCCCCAGAUAGUCAAGCCCAAUGACUGCAAUGGUACUGUGACUUUUAAAAUCUCCAUCUUGCUUGGUCUAGCACCCAAAAUUGUGCACACCCACACUACACGGGCAUGUGCUAGUCAAUGACAAAUCAGAAAUAACUGACUGCCCACCUGGGCUGUCCUAAGCCAAGCUUGAGUCACCAUUGACACUUGUGAGGCACAGGAAGGGAGGUAGGGAAUAGCCUCUGGAAUUUUCUCACUUCCUAUGGACAGGGCUAGGUGCCAGUUCGUGCUAGGAACUUGAGCAAGGAGGAGGCCCACAGACAGCUUUCCUUCAGAUCAGUCACGUGAGUCAAGGGACUGAUUCUCUUCUCUACCUUGGCCUUCGGGCCUAAACUCCCUCUGGCUCUGCCAGAAGGUUGAGUUAACCUUUUCCUUUUUCCCCUACUUUCCUUCUCUCCCUCUCCUUCUUUCUUACUCCCGUUGUGAUUAAACCACCAUAAACUCCAUUCUGACUUGAGUGUUUCAUUUUAGGAAUUUCAUAAGUAAAUUCCUUGGUGACCAUAAAUAAUAUUAUACCAAUCUUUAAAGGUGAUUUUAACAAUCACAGUUUGGAGACCAAGAAGGUUUAUUGAGUUCCCUCAAUAAAUUUCCUGAAUUUUCUUGCCUUUUCACCCUACUUCCUCCUUACUCAGUCAGUCCUUUUUAGCAGCUAACUCGGCUUAAAGACACAGCUGCCAGAACAGGUGAGUGUAAAACACUUUUUCUCUUCUCUUUUCUCCUUAAUUUAAAUUGGGGUCAGCAGGUUUUUUCUUUUCUUCCUCCUUUUAAUUUUAAGGGGGAAGCUGGGUGGCUCAGUGGAUUGAGAGCCAGACCAGGCUUAGAGACAGAAGAUCCUAGGUUCAGAUCUGACCUCAGAUACUUCCCAGGUGUGUGACUCUAUGAUAGCUAGAUAGGUAGCUAAAUCUAAUCAACUGAUUAGCAGCGAGGAAACACUGGAGAAUGGAGCCCUUGCUUCACAACAAAAAUGGCUGAGUACAGCUAGCGAGCCAACUUAAAGCCCAUUUUCCUGUUUCCCCGGCCUUUCUAAUCUUAAAAAUUUAAGUGGGCUUUGCUCAAGGAGAAUAGCACAUGGUACUAGCAGUUUUAGCCUGAGGGCUAAAGAAAGAUUGCUGGGGACCCUCCCAUAUACACACUUUUAAAAAGAAGGAGUUUUAGCUUUACUCUUUGUUUACAGUCUUUUCACUUGUAAUCAGCCCCUUUUCAUACAGCCUCUGCCUCCAGGCAUACGGUUUUGUCUGGCUUCCUCUUUACUUGUGACCCCUCCCAGACCUUAAAAAAAAAAAGCCUAGCCUAAGAGAAAAGAUAGGAGAAUUUACAACAGAAUAGGCCAUGGCAGUAGGCAGUGAAGAGAGCCACCUACUGACAAGAGGGAAAAGUUACAGGCGACUUAGUAAUUGACUUAAAAAAAAAAUGUGUCUUCAGCCCGUACGUGGAUUAUUUAAGAAUUUUUAUUUAAGAAUUGGCUUAUGAGCUGGAUAACAGUUACAUGGGAUUCCUAGUAGGUGUUCCUAUAGGAUGACUUUUCUCAAAGUCUAUAUGUGACCUUUGCACUCCUCUUCCUUGGGAUUGUAAUUGUUGGAGUUGUAAUAAUAUAUCUAAUUUCCUCUAAGAGAGCCCUGGAAAAUACCUUACAUGAGAUAAGGACACACAUAGGAUUACAUCAGCCUCCCCCUCAAGACCAUGUUUCCCAACCGAAACAAGUGCUUGUUCCUUUUAUUACUCAACAAAUUACGGGACAAAAUACUUUUAUUGAUCAACAAAUUAUGGAACAAAAUACUUCUAUUAAUCAGCGAUUUGCUGAAUAAGAUGAGCUUAUGGAGGAAAGAUGGGGAGAGAUCAAAGCUUUUCUGCAAAACACUUAAAGAGAGUUAAGGGCAUCCCAUAAUAGGAGUGAUUUAUCUCUUCAAUUCUCCAUCAUUAUCAGAUUCCCUGCCCCACCCUGCCCAAAACAAUUUGGGUCCUCCCCCUCCUGACCAACUGGCCCCUCCCCCCACCCAUGCCUCCUGCCCUGUCCCUGCUGAUCCCGCCCGUUUAGUCCCAGCCCAUGCCUCUUACCCUGUUCCCUCAGCCCUGCCCCCUGUUCCUGCCCAUCCUGCCCCAGCCCCUCCCCCGACCCAUGCUUAUGCUCCCAUUCUCAACCCCCAUGCCCCAACACCCAAUAAUCCUAACCCUUUCCCUUCUCUUACCUACCCCAUUGGAAAUGAAGCAAGAAACCUAGAAAUAGUAACACCAGGUAAUUUGGACAGAAGUUUAUUUCCAUUGAGGGAAGUACCUACCUUUAAUAAAGAGGGGAACUUGGUGUCUGUAAGACACUAUACACCUUUUAAACCUGACGAUUUAGAAACAUUCAAGCACAAUGUUCCAUAAUUUGAGGCAGAACCAAUAUUGGUUAUAGAAAAAUUAGAGAAUAUAUUCAGAAACUUUGACCCUUCUUGGUUGGAUGUGGAAAAUUUGUUAGAUACAUUUCUGACAAAGAGAGAGAAAAAUAAUGUUAUCUCUAGCUAAUCAGAAAAGAAGUAAAGGAGCACACCAUUGGCCAACUGUAGAUCCACACUGGAAUCCCAAUGUUGCACAAGAUCACACAAAACUAGUCCUGGCCAGAGAAGCAUUAUUAAGAGCCAUGAGAGAUUGCUCUGAUAGACCUGAAACAUGGGAAAAAUUUGAACUGUCCCGACAGAAAAUUAAUGAGACCCCCUUUCACUUUAUGGACAGAUUUAUUGAUGUAGGAAAUACAUAUGCGGACCUUGAUUUGACCAGAGAAAAGGACAUUAAACAUAUUCGCAGACAAUUCGUUAGGAAUUGUUGUUCAGUAGUAAAAGACUACUUCGAAACUAUCUGUCCCAACUGGGAGUCUAUGGACCUCGAAGAACUGAGGAAAGUAGCAACCUAUGUCUAUAAGGAUCAUACAAAAAAACCUGAGACACAAUACGUCAGUGGCAAACUUAAAAAAAAGAAAUUGAAAGGAUGAUACAGGAACAAUUGAAAAAUAAGGGAGGAAUCCACAGAUAAAUCUUUAAUAUGCCUCUUCUGUGGGAAGACAGGCCAUGCAAUGAUGGUCUGUAGGAGCUGGCUAUGGGAAAAAAGAAAUAAUAACAGCUUUAGGAAUAAUAACUAUAGGAACCACAAUGCCAAUCAAAACAAUGAUAGUGCUCCAAUGCGGAAAAUGAUAAUACCCAACACAAUGCCCAACAACAAUAUAUAAGAAAUGGAGCUUGACCACGCUACCUUCAGGGUGAACACCCCCAACAGUGUGGAGGGUCCCAAAAACCUGCCCAAGCAUCUUUAUGAAGCUGUGUGUGGGGGGGGAGGGGGUGAAGGCCUUGCAAUCAAAGAAUGAAACCUUUGAUUUUCCAGACCCUGAUAUUUUAAUGCCAAUAAUCCCUAUACAUUUCCCCCCCAAAUAGUAAGGAACCUAAUGUCACUUUAAAGGUAGGAAAUUCAUACUAUGACUGUCUUUUAGACACUGGAGCAUCUAGGUCAGUUUUAGUAAGCAAACCAGAUGGAAAGUGUGAUUCUAUUGGCUCCUUAAAUGUAGUAGGUGUAUCAGGAAAACCAUGAAAGGUCCCAAAACUUUCUCCUCACAUGGUAUGUGUGAGACCCCUAACUGUUGAACAUUCUUUUCUUUUAAUGCCUGGAUCCCCCACAAACUUGCUGGGGAGAGAUCUACUAUGCAAAUUACGAGCCACAAUAAUGUGUGCCCCAGAUGGCUCUCUCUCCUUAGAAGUGCCUGAGGAAUCCUUAAAUUUACUCCCUGUGCUUCUCUCAGAGAGCCAGGAUGCAAAAGAGCAUCCUACCUUUGAAAUACCUACAGAUAUACCGGAGUCUCUUUGGGCCACAUCUACUGAUGUAGGCUUACUUAAAUCAGCUGUUUCUGUGCAAAUAAAAACUAAAUCCAGCCCACCUCCUUGCAUUCCUCAGUAUCCUCUCCAAGAAGGCAACAGAGGGCAUUACCCCAAUAAUAAACUCAUUAAUUGAACAGGGAAUAAUUUUCCCUUGUAAAUCUGAAUACAACAUACCCAUUCUGCCCAUUAAAAAACCAAAAAGAGGGCCUGAUGGCAAACAUCUCUAUUGAUUCGUACAGGAUUUGAGGGCUGUGAAUAAUGACGUUAUAAGGAGGCACUCUGUACUUUCCAACAUCAAUACUGUUAUUUCCUCUAUUCCUAGCACAGCUACAUACUUUACAGUAGUGGACUUGUGCUCAGCCUUCUUUUCUAUACCCAUACAUGAGAACUCCAGGUAUAUUUUUGCCUUCACCUGGAAUGGCUCCAAUUUUCUUGUUCCAGAUUGCCCCAGGGUUAUGUAGAGAGCCCGAGCUUAUUUGCACAAAUUUUGAGCCAAGAUACAGAUAAUAUAAAAUUUAAAAACAGCAAAUUAAUAAAAUACGUAGAUGAUCUACUCUUGGCUUCCACAGAUGCAGAAGCAUGUCAGGAAGAUAGUAAACACCUUCUUUUGGAAUUGCACAAAAGGACAUAAGAUCUCAACGGAUAAAAUUCAGUGUUGUUUCCCCAAAGUAGAAUACUUGGGGUUCAUUCUGACAGCUGGUGCCCAUUCUAUUUCUCCCAAGUGAAUUGAGAAUAUUCAAAAUGUAACUGUUUCUACCACUAAAAAGCAGUUAAGGGCAAUUCUGGGAGCAACAGGGUUUUGCAGACAAUGAAUUCCUUGCUAUGGGGAAAUUACUAAACCCCUUAUAGCACUAACAAAGGAUUCAUUCCCUGAACCCCUCAAAUUAGAGCCUGAACACCUGUCAGCUCUGUCAGAGCUGAAAAAGGCUAUCCUGUCUGCCCCUGCUCUAGGCAUCCCAAAUUACAAGCCAUUUACUUUGUAUGUACAUGAGCGAAGAGGGGUAGCUUCAGAUGUUUUAACUCAGACUUUGGGGCCUUCUCAACGCCCAGUUGCUUAUUAUUCAGCCCAGCUGGACCCAAUAGUUUCAGGAGCACUACCAUGUCUUAGAGACAUGGCUGCUACUGCUUUACUGGUGACAAAAACCGUUGAUUUAGUAUUGGGAUGCCCAUUAACAAUUAUGUGCCCACAUGAGGUAGAAGCAUUAUUGUUAAGACAAAGAACACAGGCAUUUUCUGAUUAGCGAAUCACAAGGUAUGAAAUAACCUUGCUAAACAAUGAAAAUAUUACUCUGAAACACUGUACAACCCUUAAUCCUGCCACCUUGCUUCCAGACUUACCAACUUCAGGAGAACCAUUACACAGUUGUGAAACACUAGUGUCCAUGGCAGAAAAGCCUCAGGAUGAUCUCUUGGACACUCUUGGAAACUCAGACCUGAUCUUAUUUACUGAUGGUUCUUCUUUUGUGAGGGAUGGCAUACGCUACAGUGGAGCUGCUGUAAUCACAGAAUUUGCCACUGAGUGGUCAGCUUCACUGCCCUCUAACAUUAGUGCUCAAGGGGCAGAACUCAUAGCUCUGAAACAUGCCUAUAUAAUUGCCAACAAAAAGGCAACAAUUUAUAUGGAUUCUAGAUAUGCUUUUGGCAUUUUUCACUCAGUUGGAAUGUUAUGGCUCCAGAAAGGAUUUUUAACCUCAGCUGGAAAAUCCAUAGCUAAUGUGGAAAUUAUUAAUGAAGUUCUUUCUAGUUCAUUACUCAGCCCAUAUAGGUGGCACUGACCCUGUCUCUAGGGGAAAUGACCGAGCAGAUGCUGCUGCAAAGCUAGCAGCCAUAGGACCUGAAUUAAUUUUAACAUUAACAACCACUGAUGACUUACAUUUAUCACUUUCCUAUAAUGAAAAGGAAGUGGAAAAAUGGAAACAAAAAUUCAAAGCAAAACAGAUCAAUGGAGUAUGGGUGUCAUCUGAAGGAAAACCCCUGCUCCCUAGAAGUUUCUAUCACCAAAUUUGCCAAUCCGUUCAUAAGAAUGGCCACUUUGGUACCCAGGGCAUCAUGGACUCUGUUAGAGUGUGGAUAGCUCCUGGAAUAACUACCAAAGCCUCUAAAGUGUGUUCAGCCUGCUCUACCUACUAGGCAUAUAACCAACAUGCCUUUUGUGGAAAAGCCUUUGGUGGGCGACCUCUGGCUUACACACCUUUUGAGUAGCUGCAGAUAGAUUUCAUAACGAUGCCAAAGGCUGGACAAUAUAAAUUUUGUCUGGUCAUAGUAGACCAACUGACCAGAUGGCCGGAAGCAUUUCGUAUAGCCCAAGACACAGCGGCUUUUGUUGCUAAGGUGCUUUUAAAAGAAAUUAUUCCUCGCUUUGGCCUGCCAGCACGUAUUGAUUCCAAUAGGGGAAUCAUUCUGUUCUGAAUGAUGGAAUGAUUCUGUUCUAAAUCAGAUAUAUUCUUGCUUGGGGAUAACUCCAAAAUUCCAUGUUCCAUAUCAUCCCUAGAGUUCAGGCCAAGUUGAAAGGUUGAAUAAAGAACUUAAAACUUUGAUUGGCAAAUUAUGCACUGAGACCCAUUUAAAAUGGCCUGAAAUUCUCCCUCUGGCCCUAUUUUAUUUUGUAAGCAGGCCUAGAGGAGACUUGCACAUCUCGCCAUUUGAGAUGCUUUUUGGACAUCCGCCUAUACAGGCUAAGCCUUUCUCCCUGGUUUAUACAUCGCUAUUAGGGGGAGAUACUACUAUUGCUUCCUGUAUACAGGAAUUACAGCACAAACUGCGUGAGGUACAUGAAUCAGGAGCUGCAGUACAAGCUGGACCAUUAGACUUCUCACUUCACGACCUGAACUCAGGAGACAAUGUGUAUAUAAAGAAUUUCCAGCGUACAGGAGCAACCCAGCCUUCCUGGGAAGGACCAUUCCAAAUAUUGUUAACUACUCCAACAUCUAUAAAGGUUGGAGAGGACUCUUGGAUUCAUUGCUCACAUGUAAAGAGAGCAUCUUCUAUUGAGACUGAUUGACUGUCUCCUAUAUAUGUAUUGGAGAUAACUACCCAUUGACAAGUGGAACUGUUUUAUUUUGUUUUUAACACAUUGAAUUCCUGAAUUUAUUUUUUCCCUUUUUCUCUUUUCCUUAGUUUGUUAUUAUUUUUCUUUUAUUAAAAUAUUUUAUUUUUCCCUUUUCUCAUUUCUGUGUACUCAAGGUACAUAUAAUCAAUAUUAAUUUUAUUCUACAAUAAUAUUAGUUUAAAUAUAUAUACUUGCUAUAUUAUUAAUACAUACCCAAACAGCUUUAGACUAUGGGAACCUGCCAUUUAUUGAUAAUUGUUGUGGGACUAUGAUUAAUGCUUGUGUCUGAUUCUAGGAACGGGAGCACAGAGAUAACCUGAAUAUGCCAAAAGAGCUCACAGGUCUGAAAAUCAAAAACCAAUCCAGGUAGGAUUGAUGCACUUCUAAGCCAAUACUAAUGACUUGAACCUACUGUGAGACUCGGGGUUGCGACAUUUGACAUAUGUUAAGGUGUAGGCCUUCCUUGUAUCUACACUCUUUGUGAAAAUACUUACAGACAAGUACCAAAGGUUGGCUAUCAUCCUGGCUCCCUCUAUCCCUGAGAAUGAAGGUAAAAUCAGACAAGGGAAUGACACUUCCCUAUAAAAAUAAGAAUCUGGUCCUUUUUUCUCUCUUAUAGUAUGGCAACUUCCUGUAGCCUUGGCUGCAAAUGGGUAAGUGAAAUUUACUGCAUUCUAUCCUACAGAUUUAUGGGAUUAGAAAUUACUUAACUGGACCCUAAUACAGGGGCCUGUGAGAAAAUUUAUUCUUGCUUUCUCAGAAUUUUGUAUACAUAGAUUGUUGAUAUUUUGAUACUGAUUUUGAAUUCUUCUUCAAUAUAAAUAUAUAUAUAUAAAGGGUUUGCAUUUUUUCCCUUAAAUUUUCCCUUUUUUUUGUUUUUGAUUUUGAUUUCAUUUUUGGUUUUGUUUUCCUUUUGAAUGAAUUCAACCCCCCCCAACUAAACCUUGCAUCCUCAGCUGGACUCGUUUUUUUUUCAACACUUUCUUCAGGGGGGGAUUAUAUUUUCAUAAAAUCCAAGAUUUAAAUUUUGUUUGAGAUAGAUCUUCAGAGAAGAAGCUUGCUAACUGACUGAAUCCAGAUAAUGAACAGUUUGCAGAAAGAUACUUAAAACUCUUUCACUACAGGAAGAUCUGGAAUGAACCUUGGGGUGUGAUUGAUUGAACAUUUUUUGAAUGCACACUCUUAUGCCAAAGGGGAAUGCCCCCUAAUUGGCUUUUGUCAAUGCGCCCAGCAAAACAUUUGCUGUUUUUCUCUCUCCUCUAUUUCCCCUUUUCUACAACUAUUGUAGUUUUCCUUUUAGUUGGUAAAAUUUUGUAUACACUUGCAGUUAGAAGUUUUUGGGGUGUAGGACGCUUAUGUUUAGUAAUCAGUUGGGGAGACUAGUCCCCCAAUCACCAUCAGGGGGGAUUGUGAAUUUUAAAAUCUCCAUCUUGCUGGGUCUAGCACCCAAAAUUGUGCACACCCAGUACACGGGCAUGUGCUAGUUGAUGACAAAUCAGAAAUAACUAACUGCCCACCUGGACUGUCCUAAGCCAAGCUUGAGUCACCGUUGACACUUGUGAGGCACAGGAAGGGAGGUAGGGAACAGCCUCUGGAAUUUUCUCACUUCCUAUGGACAGGGCUAGGUGCCAGUUCGUGCUAGGAACUUGAGCAAGGAGGAGGCCCACAGACAGCUUUCCUUCAGAUCAGUCACGUGAGUCAAGGGGCUGAUUCUCUUCUCUACCUUGGCCUUUGGGCCUAAACUCCCUCUGGCUCUGCCAGAAGGUUGAGUUAACCCUUUUCCUUUUUCCCCUACGUUCCUUCUCUCCCUCUCCUUCUUUCUUACUCCCGUUGUGAUUAAACCACCAUAAACUCCAUUCUGACUUGAGUGUUUCAUUUUAGGAAUUUCAUAAGUAAAUUCCUUGGCGACCAUAAAUAAUAUUAUACCAAUCUUUAAAGGUGAUUUUCACAAUCAUAGUUCUGAGUACCCAUUGUAAAAGCUCAGAUAAUCCAGUCGCCCAUCCCAUUUUUCUUUGUAUCUGUCUCCACUUUCCUGAUCAUUUCUUUAAAUUUGCUUGAAUGUACUCACUGUAAAGGUAUUUAAGUGAAUAUUUCUGUCCUUUAUUUCUGGAUUUCAACCAUUGUAAAAAUGUUAUAAUCCCUUCACAGAGGCUUGGUUGUAUCAGAAUUCUCCUCUAAAGAAGGGAUUUUUCUGUGAUUUUGGAAUAUUUGUCUUAGGUCAAUGGCUUGAGCUAGUGCUUCACAUUUUCUCUCUCUCAGUAAAGCAUUACGUCUUAA